Papaver somniferum (opium poppy) is the source of this 809-nucleotide messenger RNA. RefSeq names its product NAD(P)H-quinone oxidoreductase subunit O, chloroplastic-like. Bases 62 to 568 code for a protein of 168 amino acids. The transcript has 6 exons. Gene Ontology annotation, molecular function: oxidoreductase activity, acting on NAD(P)H, quinone or similar compound as acceptor. Lineage: Eukaryota; Viridiplantae; Streptophyta; Magnoliopsida; Ranunculales; Papaveraceae. Gene Ontology annotation, cellular component: plasma membrane. The record is from RefSeq and is a predicted model, not a curated record.
CUUAUCUCUGGGAGAAAAACAGAGGAUGUGAAGAAAAGAACAGGAAAUUGGGUGGAUUGGAAUGGCAUUCUCUUCUUCAUCUGCUGCUUCUGUAACUCUGUCUCGGAAUUCAUUGUCAUGUCUCAAUUCUACAUUUCCUUAUCAUCAGAACAAACUGAGAAUGAUUACUGAAACAUCUUGGAAAUCGUCGUCAUCAUCAUUGAUUAUUAGAGCAGUAGCAGAUUCUGCUGAGGCUGACAAGCAAAAGACUGCUUCUACUACUUCUACUCAGACGCCGAAGGUUAAGCCAUUACCAAAGAAGCCUGUUUAUUCUAUGAAGAAAGGUCAAAUCGUUAGGGUUGUCAAGGAAAAGUAUCUCAAUAGUAUCAAUUACUUGUCAGUUGGACAUCCAACGUAUUACACAGGCUUAGAUUACAUUUAUGAAGACCGUGGCGAGGUUUUGGACUUGCGACUAUUCGACACGGAAGAGUAUGCUCUUAUUGCUUGGGUUGGGAUCCCAACUGCACCAGCUUGGCUUCCUACAGACAUGCUCAUCAAGUCGGAUAAGCUUGAUUAUGAGAGAAUGUAAAAGAAUAUUGAGCUCGGAAUGCUGGAUCCACGCAUGAGUUCUCUUUGAUCAAUUUAUUAUGCCAGAGAGUUUGCAGUAUUUGCGUAAGUUCACAUUGCUGUAGUAGACUAAACAAAUUUACAGUAUGUUUUAUAUGUACUAAAAGUCAGUGCUAUUUCAUGAAAGAGCUUAUGUAUAUAAUGUUAAAUCAUACUGUAUUUCAUUGCAUUGUUCGGGAUAUCUAAGUGCUCAAUUACCUACA